Molecule: messenger RNA, 1431 nt
Organism: Candidula unifasciata
Lineage: Eukaryota; Metazoa; Mollusca; Gastropoda; Stylommatophora; Geomitridae
Source: the annotation of a GenBank genome assembly
AUGUUGGUCUCUACUGCCUUCAAGCUUUCCAGCAAAUUUCGGGCAAAUGGUCCCCUGACAAGCAAGUCUUUAGCUUCUCUGUAUGUGUCAUCGAGGAAUUAUGCCAGUGGGAGUGACACAGACUUGAUUGUGAUUGGUUCUGGGCCUGGAGGAUAUGUGGCAGCAAUCAAGGCAGCACAGUUAGGACUCAAGACGACAUGUGUAGAGAAGGAAGCAACACUAGGGGGCACCUGCCUCAAUGUGGGAUGUAUUCCCUCCAAGUCUCUCCUCAACAACUCACACUUGUAUCACAUGGCCCAUGGCAACGAUCUGAAAAGCAGAGGAAUUGAAUUUACAGAUGUCACGUUGAACUUGGGGAAAAUGAUGGAUCAGAAAAGUGGAGCAGUCAAAGCCUUGACAGGAGGAAUUAUCACUCAUGUCAAGGGUUACGGAAGAGUUUCGGGACCAAACGAGGUCACGGUCACCAAGGAAGAUGGAACUCAAGAAAAGCUGACCACUAAAAACAUCCUCCUGGCUGUGGGGUCAGAGGUCACUCCCUUUCCUGGCAUUGAGGUGGAUGAGAAAACAAUUGUGUCAUCCACUGGUGCGCUCUCAUUGGAUCAUGUUCCUCAACACUUGGUUUUGAUUGGUGCUGGUGUCAUUGGAGUCGAAUUGGGCUCGGUGUGGCUACGGCUUGGAGCACAGGUGACCUGCGUGGAGUUUCUGGGUCACAUUGGAGGUCUCGGCAUUGACAUGGAAAUCUCCACCAGUAUCCAGAGGUCUCUGGCCAAACAGGGCCUGAAGUUCAAGUUGAACACCAAGGUCACCGGAGCCACCAGGUCGGGGGACAAGGUGACUGUCAGUGUUGAAGGGGCCAAAGAUGGCAAGAAGGAAGAGAUUGAGUGUGACACCUUGCUGGUUUGUAUCGGGCGACGACCUUUCACUAAAGAUGUUGGCUUGGACACAGUUGGCAUUCAGCUCGACAAACAGGGCAGAAUUCCGAUCAACUCUCGCUUUCAGACGUCAGUGCCUAGCAUCUACGCUAUUGGAGACUGCGUCCAGGGCCCCAUGUUGGCACACAAGGCUGAAGAUGAAGGUAUCAUCUGUGUGGAGGGCAUCUGUGGAGGAGCUGUACAUAUUGACUACAACUGUGUUCCCUCUGUCAUCUACACACACCCCGAGGUGGCCUGGAUCGGCAAGUCUGAGGAAGCUCUCAAAGAAGAGGGCAUUGAAUACAAGAAAGGCUCCUUUCCACUGGCUGCAAACAGCCGUGCCAAAUGCAAUAAUGACACAGACGGCCUGAUCAAAGUCUUGGCAGACAAGAAGACAGAUCGAUUGCUGGGAGCACACAUUGUUGCCUCUUGUGCUGGUGAACUGAUUAACGAGGCUGCCCUUGCCAUGGAAUAUGGAGCCUCUUGUGAAGAUAUUGCUCGAGUUUGCCAUGCUCACCCG